This is a messenger RNA of Aureobasidium namibiae CBS 147.97, 339 nucleotides long. RefSeq lists its product as uncharacterized. Gene Ontology annotation, cellular component: membrane. The coding region runs from base 1 to 339 and encodes 112 amino acids. The transcript has a single exon. Lineage: Eukaryota; Fungi; Ascomycota; Dothideomycetes; Dothideales; Saccotheciaceae. The record is from RefSeq and is a predicted model, not a curated record.
AUGUUGCGUACAUUGUGCUAUCGAAUCAGUAUAACCAUACUCAACAUCUUCUUUCCACCUCUCGCCGUGGGACUCCUCGACAACUUCAGCACCGAUUGCCUCGUCAACAGCAUACUCUUUGUCUGUGGUGUGUUGCCUUCACAUAUACACGGGUUCUACAUAAGCUGCGUGUACUUCUCGCGUAGACACAAGGUGCGGAGAGGGAUAUACCCUGGCGGACGCAAAUCGUUCAUCUACACGGACACUAUCUUGAACGGAGGUGCAAGCAACGCAGAGGUGAGACGGCUGGCGGAAGGAGACAGGACGAGGAGCAGAAGAGCAAAGAGUCCGAGGGGCUGA